Messenger RNA from Dictyostelium purpureum, 1163 nucleotides. RefSeq lists its product as uncharacterized. The record is from RefSeq and is a predicted model, not a curated record. Gene Ontology annotation, molecular function: metal ion binding; protein binding. The transcript has a single exon. Bases 1 to 900 code for a protein of 299 amino acids. Lineage: Eukaryota; Evosea; Eumycetozoa; Dictyosteliales; Dictyosteliaceae.
AUGAGUGCAAUUACAAUUGUACAACAAUUAUAUGAUUUAUCAAAAGACCCAGAUCAUAGGGAACAUAUCGUUAAAGAUCAAGGAUGUUUAGCAGUACUUGUAAUGUUAUUGGGCAGCAAUGAAAGUGAAGACGAAAUGGUUACAUUAUGUUUAAAGACAUUAGAAUUAUUAUCACAAAACGAAAAUAACAAACAACCAAUGCUUAAAGAGCCAGGUUUAGUAUCAACAUUAAAAAAAUUCCAAGAGAAAGAACAACAUCAAUCAAUUAUAAAUAAAAUUUUAUCAACUAUAGACAAUAGCCAACAACAAAAAUCAAUCAAUGAAACCACAAGAAUCAAUGACGAAAACAAUACAGUAAACUCUGAAAAUAUUAAUAAUAAUAAUGUUAAAAAAUCAACUACUUUUUCAAUGUUACUUGGUGAAAAAUUACCAAUUAAGGAUAUUGGUAACACCCCAAUGAAGCCAUCAUCCACUAAUAAUAACAACAAUACUCCAGCUAUUGAUCCAUCAUUAAUUAAAACUGUUUUACUUCAUGUCAAGGGUAUGAAUAACGAAAGCACUAAAAAGCAAUUAGAAGAAUGUUUCUUAAGAACUAAAGGUGUCAUCUCAUUCAUGAUCGAUUUAAAUACCUGUCAUGCUACUGUCCGUACCGCCCUCUCUUCUGAUGAAAUUAAAAUGGUAAUUCGUAACCAUGUUGGUCUUUCAUCCUCAUUAAUUGUCGAUGGCCAAGAAGAACAAGAUACCACUCCAGAUUACUUACCAGAACCACAAAAUUUCGGCAAUAAUCAACAAAAAAGAUGGGGUUGGGGCUCCAUUAUCUCAUUUGGUCAAGAACAAAAACAAACAAAAGAUAAUAAUGCUUGGGGCUGGAAUUCAUUUUCAAAAGCUUUAUUUGGUUAAAUAGUUUUUUUUUAGUUUUAUAACAAAAAAAAAAAAAAAAAAAAAAUCCUUGUAAAAAAAAAAAAAAAAAAAAAACCAAUAAUAACCAACUGCAAAUAAUAAUAAUAACAACAACUACAUAAUACGUAAUUGUGAUUUUCAUUAUUUUAUCUCCCACUUAUUUUUAUAUUUGUAAUCAAUUUUUUCAUAUUAUAAAUAAUUCCACCCAUAUAUAUAUUUAUAUUAACUUUUAAAUAAAUAAAUAAAAUUUUUUAAAAAAAAUU